Molecule: messenger RNA, 1857 nt
Organism: Penicillium cinerascens
Lineage: Eukaryota; Fungi; Ascomycota; Eurotiomycetes; Eurotiales; Aspergillaceae
Exons: 1
Coding region: 1-1857 (618 amino acids)
Biological process (GO): transmembrane transport
Cellular component (GO): membrane
Molecular function (GO): transmembrane transporter activity
Source: RefSeq, a predicted model, not a curated record
AUGGCACCACCCGUGGACGACGACGCCAGCGCCAAACCUGGCGCGCAGAUUCACGUCGCUGACGUUGGAUCCUCUGCGAAUUCGACCCUAUCACCAGCGACAACACUGGAUAGUAUCAGAAGAGCUUCGGAAGAUGCAGCCCAUCCACAAGAGUCCCAGGAUGUCACCGAACUACACAAAAUUCCCACAACAAGACCUCGCCGAGAUUCCCACAUGGGUGAAGCAUUGGAAAACCUGGCUAGUACCAUGUCCGUGGUUGAGCAACGCCCAGAAAGUUAUAUGGAACUCGGGGCAGUUCCUUCUCGACGCAGUGAGCGGAGUACGACGCGGUGGUCGAUUCGCCAUCCCUCCCCAGAACGAAUGCCCGAUCUUGCGGAAGAGGCAGGUGGUUCUCCAACCCGGACCAAGUACCAAGGCGUUCCUCCAGAAAUUGGCAGUUUCACGGCGGAGGUUAUCUUUGUGUUUGUGUGCUCUGCCGGUCUUCUUAUGUUCGCGUUCCUCCUUGGUGACAUCACGGUCAAUCAAGAGGAGUUGAAGAGAGCAUUGGAUAUCACCAACAGUGAACUUCCUUGGCUCCUGGGAGCUUAUACUCUUCCGUUGAGUCUUUCCGUGGUGAUUUCGGGCUCACUCAGCGACUUGACGCCCCCGCGGAUGUUGAUGGUCGGCGCCUUUGCUUGGAUGACGAUUUGGAACGUCGUCGGCGUGUUCUCCGUCAAGCCUAGCAUGGCAAUUCUCUUCUAUAUUGUACGCGCCAUGCAAGGGCUGUCUGUAGGGGUCCUCGUUUCUGGAUCAAUGAGUAUUCUGGGUCGCGUAUACAAUCCAGGGCGUCGAAAGAACCAGGUAUUCUCUGCCAUGGCAGCCACAUCGCCCUUCGGCUUCUGGUUAGGUGCCAUUCAGGGCGGUGCUCUGAAGGCCCACCUCUAUUGGAUUUUUGGAACGAAUGCAAUUCUCUCGGGCCUGUGUUUAGUCGCUGCCUGGAUCACUAUUCCUCCACUGCGGCCUGUCGCUGACAUCGCCGGCACGGAAGCACCAACGAUCCGACAGUUCGACUUCCUCGGAGCAUCGCUUGCAGUUUCCGGCUGCGUCUGCCUGCUAUUCGGUCUUACGCAGGGAUCUGUUGCAGAGUGGUCACCAUACACCUACUCGUUAGUGAUAAUUGGCAUCCUGCUGAUCGUGGCAUUCUUUUUCGUCGAGCGCUGGGUCCAGCGCCCACUAAUUCCGAACCGGCUAUGGGAGACGAAAGGAUUUACACCGCUGAUGAUCGCAUACUUCUUGGGAUUCGGUGCAUUCUCUGGAGCCUGGCAGUUCUACGCCGUCCAAUUCUGGCUUCGAAUCCAACAUACCGCACCGAUUACAGUGGCCAUCUACCUACUCCCGAACGCAAUCGUCGGCGUGUUAGCAACAUGGGUCGUGAGCAAGACCCUGCACGUGGUCCCGGGGCAUUACAUAUAUCUUACGGCCAUGCUCGCCUUCGCGCUCGGCCCAGCCUUCUUCCUGCCCCAGACGUCGGGAACCUCCUACUGGGCGCUAUCCUUGCCCGGCGUUGCGCUCGUCACCUUCGGACCGGAUCUCUCAUUCGCAGCCGCAUCGAUCUACAUUACCAGCAACGUUCGGCGAUCAUACCAGGGAAGUGCAGGUAGUCUUCUGGUGACGGUGCAGAACCUAAGCACGGCGGUCAUGACGUCGGUAGCAGAUGCGAUUGGAAACAAGGUGGAUAAGACGCCUUCGGGAGAUAUUGGAUUGGAGGGUCUGCGGGCGAUCUGGUGGUUUGGGCUGGCUGCGGAGAUCAUUGCGGCCCUUAUUACUUUGAUCUGGGUGAGGAUUCCCAAGGAGGAGGAGAAGGAGCAUGUUCUUUGA